CUUUUUGUUAUUUCCUCAAAGUAUUAUUAUUAUAUUAUUAUUAUUAUUAAAUGGAAUCGAAAGAAAAGGUCAUGUGUCUUAAGCGUGCUUUUAGGAUCUUUAACUUCAAAGGGUGGACCGAUCAUAUAAUCAUGCAGUUAGCUUGAAUGCCAUGCCGUGGAGUACUUGUUUUGAUUAUUUAUUUAUUCGCUUGCUUGCAUGUGUUGAGAUCUUUUCAGUAGGGAGGCUAUCACAUGCCUCGAUUUAAUUAAAAUGUUUAACUUGUCUGCCUUUUCGAUUACAGUUCCUUUGAUUUCAUCCAAUUUGAGCAUUUUAAGUUAGCUAACUAAUGGGUUGUUAGGAAAACAAAAAAUAAAGUGAGUUGGUAAUUUGCUCAAAAGAUAUAAGUACUCUUGGUGGUGUUUGCUUCAUCCACUUAAUUAUUGCUUCUUUAAGGUUCGAAUUCAUGGGAAAUAAGUGGGUAUUCUGAGGUACCUAUAGUCCAGUAGUUCAUAAUAUUUGCUAAACGAGCCUGGUUGCUUCUGCAUCAUGAUGAGCAACAUUAAGCUAGGGGUAGAAGUGGUUAGUGCCCACAAUCUUUUGCCCAAAGACGAGCACGGUUCAUGCAGUGCCUUUGUAGAGCUCGACUUCGAUGGCCAGAGGUUCCGCACGACCAUCAAAGAAAAGGAUCUCAAUCCUGUGUGGAAUGAGAGUUUCUACUUCAACGUCUCUGACCCUUCCAACCUCCACCAUCUCACUCUUGAUGCCCAUGUUUACUGUAACAUCAGAGCUACCAACUCCAGGUCCUUCCUUGGUAAGGUUUGCCUCACUGGGAAUUUAUUUGUACUGUACUCUGAUGCUGUUGUGUUACACUACCCUCUGGAAAAGCGUGGAAUUUUCUCACGUGUGAGAGGAGAGCUUGGCCUGAAAGUUUAUAUUACCGAUGAUGCAUCCAUCAAAUCCUCUACCCCGCUUCCUGCAGUCAAAUCUUUGCCAACUAAGGAUCCAGGCUUAACACUUACUGAGGCUCCAGGGGUCCACCCCGUGACAAAUUCUGUACCUCAUAAAAGAGUUGAGAGACACACCUUUCAUCAUCUUCCUAACCCAAAUCACCAUCAGCAUCAGGAUCAUUCUUCUGCUCCAGCAAUUAGCCAUCAUGUACCAAAGUACGUGGUUGACGAGAUGAAAGCUGCGGAAGCACAGCCUCCGAAGUUAGUCCGCAUGUACUCUGCGUCAUCAUCACAACCUGUUGACUAUGCCCUUAAAGAGACAAGUCCCUUUCUUGGUGGGGGAAGAGUUGUUGGGGGGCGGGUUAUUCACGGAGACAAGACCGCAAGCACUUAUGAUCUUGUUGAACGGAUGUACUUUCUGUACGUGAGAGUUGUUAAAGCUCGUGAUCUUCCUGCCAUGGAUGUUACAGGAAGUCUUGAUCCAUUUGUUGAGGUGAGAAUUGGAAACUACAGAGGAAUUACAAAGCACUUUGAGAAGAAGCAAAAUCCAGAGUGGAAUCAGGUGUUUGCUUUUUCAAGGGAACGGAUGCAAGCUUCUGUUUUAGAAGUCGUGAUCAAGGACAAGGAUCUUCUUAAAGAUGACUUUGUGGGCGUCAUAAGGUUUGACGUCAAUGAGGUUCCAUUGCGAGUCCCACCAGAUAGUCCUCUAGCUCCAGAGUGGUAUCGGCUUGAGGACAAGAAGGGAGAGAAGAUAAAGGGCGAGCUGAUGCUUGCAGUAUGGAUUGGAACCCAAGCAGACGAGGCCUUUCCUGAUGCCUGGCAUUCUGAUGCAGCUACCCCUGUAGAUAGUACACCAGCUUGCUCCACUGUGAUACGUUCAAAGGUCUAUCAUGCACCGAGGUUGUGGUAUGUACGUGUUAACGUUGUUGAGGCACAAGACUUAGUUCCAUCAGAGAAGAACCGUUUCCCUGAAGUGUAUGUUAAGGUACAGAUUGGAAACCAAGUUUUGAAAACGAAGACAUAUCAGGCUCGGACUUUUAGUGCCUUGUGGAAUGAGGAUCUUUUAUUUGUUGCUGCUGAACCCUUUGAGGACCACCUGGUUCUUUCGGUUGAGGAUCGUGUCGGUCCUGGCAAAGAUGAGAUAAUUGGGAGGGCCAUCAUCCCGUUAAGCUCUGUGGAGAAGCGUGCUGACGAUAGGAUAAUUCAUUCUUGUUGGUUUAACCUGGAAAAGCCAGUUGCUGUGGAUGUAGAUCAGCUGAAGAAAGAUAAGUUCUCUAGCCGUAUCCAUCUUAGAGUCUGCUUAGAUGGAGGAUACCAUGUUCUUGACGAGUCAACUCAUUACAGCAGUGAUCUUCGUCCUACAGCAAAACAGCUUUGGAGGCCUUCUAUUGGGAUGCUGGAACUUGGCAUCUUAAAUGCUGUAGGACUCCAUCCUAUGAAAACACGAGAUGGAAGGGGUACAUCGGAUACAUACUGUGUUGCAAAGUAUGGUCACAAAUGGGUCCGGACACGCACCCUUAUCGACAACCUGUCUCCCAAAUACAAUGAGCAGUACACAUGGGAAGUUUUUGAUCCAGCUACAGUUCUUACAGUUGGUGUAUUUGACAACAACCAGCUUGGGGAAAAAGGUUCAAGUGGAAAGGAUCUAAAGAUUGGAAAGGUUCGGAUUCGCAUCUCCACACUCGAAACUGGGCGUGUUUAUACGCACUCUUAUCCCUUGCUGGUUCUUCAUCCUACUGGAGUUAAGAAGAUGGGGGAGUUGCAUUUGGCAAUCAGAUUUACAUGCGUAUCUUUUGCGAACAUGCUUUAUCAGUACUCACGACCACUUCUACCCAAAAUGCACUAUAUCAGGCCUUUCUCUGUGAUGCAACUAGAUAUGCUUCGCCACCAAGCUGUCAAUAUAGUGGCAUUACGAUUAGGUCGGGCAGAACCUCCUCUUAGGAAGGAAGUGGUGGAGUACAUGUCAGAUGUGGAUGCACACCUCUGGAGCAUGCGCCGAAGCAAGGCAAAUUUCUUUCGAUUAAUGACAAUUUUCUCAGGGUUAUUUGCAGCUGGAAAGUGGUUUGGGGAUAUUUGCAUGUGGAAGAAUCCUAUCACUACCGUGCUUGUUCAUGUGCUCUAUCUCAUGCUUGCUUGCUUCCCAGAACUUAUUCUGCCCACAGUUUUUCUUUACAUGUUUCUGAUAGGCAUUUGGAAUUACCGAUAUCGACCAAGGUAUCCUCCCCAUAUGAACACAAAGAUUUCACAAGCUGAGGUAGUGAAUCCUGAUGAGCUUGAUGAGGAGUUUGAUACAUUCCCAACAAGCAGGAGCCCUGAGCUGGUCAGAAUGAGGUAUGAUAGGUUACGAAGUGUUUCUGGAAGGAUUCAAACAGUUGUGGGGGAUAUAGCAACCCAAGGAGAGCGAUUUCAGGCACUGUUAAGCUGGCGCGAUCCACGCGCCACUGCCAUCUUUGUUAUAUUCUGCCUCGUAGCUGCUCUGGUUUUAUUUGUGACACCAUUUCAGGUCAUAGCAGCUUUGGCUGGCUUCUACAUGAUGAGGCAUCCAAGAUUUCGCUACAGGACACCGUCUGUGCCCAUAAACUUCUUUCGCCGGCUUCCUUCUCGGACAGAUAGUAUGCUGUGAAUUGGGAACUGGAUGCUCGCACUUUCAAGUUAGAAUUUGUAAGUGCUUCACUCUAGUUCUUUGUAUUGUUUCCUUUGCACUUCUCGUUCACAAUGGAUUGACCAUGAAUGGUGUAGACUGCGAAUAAUUUGUAUCUGGCAUGUGUGCCGUGUGGCCAUACAGAAGUAGCAUAAGGAGUUGUUAAAUAGAAUUUGAUUAGAGCAUAAACUCUGUCGAUGUUUCUAUAGGUUGCUUCUUUUCAAUUUCUAAUCCCCUCCCCCCUCCCCCUUCGCCCUGAACAACUCUGGGUUCUC
Messenger RNA from Populus euphratica (Euphrates poplar), 3845 nucleotides. Its product is annotated as multiple C2 and transmembrane domain-containing protein 2. Lineage: Eukaryota; Viridiplantae; Streptophyta; Magnoliopsida; Malpighiales; Salicaceae. The coding region runs from base 529 to 3552 and encodes 1007 amino acids. The transcript is spliced from 3 exons. The record is from RefSeq and is a predicted model, not a curated record.